Molecule: messenger RNA, 2358 nt
Organism: Quercus lobata
Lineage: Eukaryota; Viridiplantae; Streptophyta; Magnoliopsida; Fagales; Fagaceae
Product: protein SIEVE ELEMENT OCCLUSION B-like
Exons: 7
Coding region: 87-2186 (699 amino acids)
Biological process (GO): phloem development
Source: RefSeq, a predicted model, not a curated record
ACUCACAAGCCAUUGUUUCUUCUACAACCAGAACAGUACUAUAGACAUCUACUGUGUCCUGCUUUGAUUAACCAGUAGUAACCAACAUGGCCACCACAACACCAACAUUAGCCAAUGCACAGCGACUGAUAAAAGGUGACAGACUAAUGUUCUCGUCCUCCGAUGACAAUGUGAUGUCGAAGCAAAUUCAGGCAACCCAUGCUCCUGAUGACCGUGAGGUUGAUGUCAGGCCUCUUCUUCAUCUCAUUGAGGACAUAUUCAAACGUGCCACUCCAACCACUGAGGCCAUUGUUGUGCCGGGCAUUCAAUCACAUGCAGAAGCUUUGGAGAGCAAGACCAACCAAGCCAGCUCCAUUAAUGUGCCUGAAGCAUUGGCAUAUCUCAUUGAUCAACUUGCGUGUGAGCUCUCCUGCAAGUGUUCGGGUAGCGGGGAUGCACAUACAAUUGCAAUCUCAAUAUUGAAUAUGCUAACAAAUUAUUCAUGGGAUGCAAAACUGGUGCUAGUCUUGUCGGCCUGUGCAGUGAAUUUUGGGGAAUUCUGGCUUCUAGCCCAUAAUUGCACCACAAAUCAACUGGCCAAAUCAGUGGCAAUCCUUAGAAAAAUACCUGAACUAUUGGAGCGAACUAGCAUGCUGAAACCCCGGUUUGAUACGAUAAAUAACCUUGUAAAAGUGAUGGUAGGCAUUACCAAGUGCAUUGUGGAGUUUAGGGAGCUACCACCUCAGUACAUCACAACUGAAGUCACUGCACUUUCCACGGCCAUGACCCAUAUACCCGUUGCUGUCUAUUGGACCAUCAGAGGUGUCGUGGCUUGUGCAUCGCAGAUUGCCGGCCUUACGGGGUUUGAGCACAUAGUAUCAACUACAGAGUCUUGGGAGCUAUCUAGCUUGGCUCACAAGGUCGGCAACAUGCAAAGCCACCUAGCAACUCAAUUGUCUACAUGCUAUAAGCAUAUAGAUGAAAGAAAACAAAUGGAAGCUUAUCAGAACCUUCAUCAUUUGAUGGAAAUGAUCCAUAUUGACAACCUGAGGGUUCUCAAGGCAUUGAUUUAUCAAAAGGAUGACCUGCUGCCACUUUUUGAUGGAGUCACCAAAAGAAGGGUUAGCAUUGAUGUCCUAAGGCGAAAAUAUGUCUUACUGCUCAUAUCAGACGUAGACAUCUCGCAAGAAGAGGUUGCUAUUCUUGAACAGAUAAACAAUGACGCUCGGCAACAUGAAGUUGUGUGGCUCCCAAUCUUAGACUCAAAUGCCCCAUGGACUGAGAACAGGCAAAAGCAAUUUGACAGUCUGCAGGCUUCAAUGCCAUGGUACUGUGUGCAGCAUCCUUCCUUGAUCGAGCCGGCAGUGGUCAAGUACAUCAAGGAGGUUUGGAAUUUCAGGAAGAAGGCAAUUCUUGUGGUGAUAGACCCACAAGGACGAGUUUCAAGUCUAAAUGCACUCCACAUGAUGUGGAUUUGGGGAGGUACUGCUUUCCCUUUCACCAGUGCUAGAGAGGAAGCUCUAUGGAAGGAAGAGACUUGGAAACUUGAUUUGUUGGUGGAUAGCAUUGAUCCAUUGAUAAAUAAGUGGAUAUCAGAAGAAAAAUACAUAUGCUUGUAUGGAGGAGAGGAUAUGGAGUGGAUCCGAAAGUUUUCAAAUGCUGCUAUUGUUGUGGCACAAGCGACAGGCAUUUCCUUGGAGUUGGUUUAUGUGGGAAAGAGCAACCCAAAAGAGCGAGUCAGGAGAAACACUAUGGCCAUCAGCACAGAAAAACUCAGUUAUUGCUGGCAGGACAUAGCUCUGGUUUGGUUUUUUUGGGUUAGGAUAGAAAGUAUGUGGCAAUCCAAGAUGCAACUGGGCAGAACUGCAGAGACCGAUCCUAUAAUGCAGGAGAUCAUGUCAAUACUUAGCUUUGAUGCAAGCGAAGGUGGAUGGGCCUUGCUUAGCAGAGGAUCAGCUGAGAUGACCAAGGAAAAGGGGAGCACAUUCUUAACUUGCUUUUCUGAAUAUGAACAGUGGAAGGGUCAAGUACAGCAAAAGGGUCUUGUGGCAGCCAUUAAUGACCACCUUAAGAAGCUUCACUCUCCACAUCACUGCAGUCGCCUUGUGCUACCUGGGACUGCUGGGAGGAUACCAGAUAGAGUGGUAUGUGCAGAAUGUGGCCGAUCUAUGGAGAAGUUUGUCAUGUAUCAAUGCUGUGAUGAAUAAACAAGAACAUAUAGUACUGGUAUAUAUAUUAAGCAUUGAUGAUUUAUACGAAUAUGUUAUUACUAACAUGUUCCAAACAAAAUAGGUGUGGCUUGUGAGUAUGAAAAAAAUUGUAAUUGUUCAUACUAUGAAUUUCCUUCUUUGUUAAAAUUUGAAAUAUAAUAAGAAAUUA